UUAAAUGACUUCCUCAACUUUUAAUUAAUAUGUUAACAGAAGAGAGUGAUGGAGAGAGAGUUCAGCAGCUACAACAAAUGAUACCCUUGAAAGACAUUCUCCAGCAGAACAUUUCUUAUUUAACUUGUUUUGUAGUCAUUUUUACAAUAUGCAACAGAAUCAAAGCCAAAAAUAUUGCGUUGUUUAAAUUUUAGCACACUUACUCCAAGCUAAGGAUCUCUGAAGGUUUUGCUUAUUUCCAUUUUUCGUAUGUGUUGUACAUUCAUAUACAUAUGUAUAUUUUUCAAAAUUUUAAAAACCUCACCUUUUGAAUCAGUCGCAUUUCUUCACUUGACCAUCUGUUCGUGGAGUAUCAAGAGCAAUAGUAUGCAUACGUAUUUCAACUACUGUGCAAAAUCUAUGUGGCUCGGGCUUUCCACUUUCGCCAACUGAAUUCGGCUUUUCAGUAUCUUAACUAAAUUGGAACUUAUCGGUUCGGUGCGACUGUAACGAAAUGAAAUUCUGCUACUAAGCAGAAACAUUGCACGAGUUUUGGGGAAAACAGCGAAGGCGGAUUCUUGAGCACACGAGAAGCAGCGAUACCGUAGAGUCAUUUGGUUUCACUGUGACGUAACGACAGAUUGUUUUAGUAUUAGUAAAAUAAACAAAAAAUUAAUUUUUUAAAAGCCGGUUCCCAGCGAAGCUUUUCAGUAUUCAUUUGCAUGCCAGAGAGAAUAGUCAAUUUACACACGUACACAAGUACACCAAGCGUUUGAGUGCCGGAAUUCUAAUGUUGUGAAAACGGUUCAUCAGCGUCCGAGUUAAAAAAAUAUAUUUGCGAGUGUGCCAAAUAGUGAACGUCAUUAAUUGUCAUAUUUAUUAUACUUAGCAACGAAGCAAAGACCACAACAAAAUUAAAUUGGUCUAUACAGUACUUGUAAUUUACUAUCCGUUUAACGAACGUUAAAAGAGGUGAAUAAUAACGCAAUAAUAAGUGAAAAUUGAAUUAAAUAUUUGUAACUAUAAAAUAAUAUAAAUAAUCAGCUAUUAUAAUCAGUUAAUAAUCGCAAGCGCAAUAAACAAAUUCAAUAUGACUUCAACAAAAUUUAUUGCAAUUCUGCCUCAGCCUACACAGGCGGGGGAUAAAAUUAAAAUUAGUGGAAAAAUUACUGACAAUGCAGAGGAGUUUUCUAUCAACUUUGCGAACGAAGUCAACGAAGAUCCACAAUCAAUCGCUUACCAUUUCAAAUGGGAUCUUGCUAAUAAAACGAUAGUCGAGGACUACAAAGAGGAUAGCAACUGGAUGGACCGCAUAGAUACAAAACUCGAUGCAUUCAAUGGUCGGUUAAAGAAUAGUCUAAUGCAUUCUAAUAAAGCUUUUAAUGAUAACAUAAACAGCGACUUUCUGGGCGCUAAAUCAUUGGCGAAUACAGCUGACGCUUCUAUAAAUUGUAAUUCGUAUUUUCUUUUAGGGCCGGAAUUUACCCUAGAAUUUUCAUUCUUACAAGAUGACAUCUGUGUGUACUUGAUCGGUGAAGAUGGCCCAAAUUAUGUUUCCCAAUAUCAACCUAAAAGUGAUUUUCAAUGUAUUGAGUCCGUUCAAGUGUGGGGCGAUGUGGAGAAAAUCUCUCAGCUAACAUUCUCAUAUAAUUAGACGCGAUUUUGCGCUUUAAGAGUUUACCAAAAUAUAUAUGUAUGUAUGUACAUUGUUAAACAAAGGCUAUUACACCUCUAUAGCUGGAAGAAAUGUUAGUAUGAACAAUAAUAAUUUGUAAUUUGCUUAAGCUUGAGUUCCUGCAAAAAAUUACGACAUAGAAAUUUUCAUUUAAACGCACCUCAUUAUCCUUUACUGAUUCGCGAAUCUGCUUUUUCCAUCUAAUCUAGUAGUAGUUAUAUAUGUACACAUAAGUAUGUUGGAAAAUUGCAGUCCCAUUGGUGAUUAUAAUGAAACAAUAGUAAUAAAUAUUUGGAAUUUAUUUACCACAACCUUACUCGCAGCGCCUGACACCUUGGCACCAGCUGCUGGCACUGCAAGAAUCUCGUCGAAAGUUAUUCACAACGCCCAUGUGCAAGCGGCAAGCGACAAACUUUGUUUGAGUUAUUGAGCAAGCAUAGCAUACGCUUGUUUGUACGGAUGCAUGCAUACCAACUUCCGCUUGAAUUUGUUUGUUCUCCACUCAGCAAUUUUCCAGAAAGCGUGAGAUACCUUGUACGUAAGCUUGCCUAACACCUCGCUGCCUUCUAAGCUGCUAAGUUUUCCUUAAGUUAGUGCUAAGCAUACAACACCAGUAAUUUAUUUAAUAAUUUAAUUAACAGAAAUUAAAUUAACACAAACUAAAAACACAAAAACGAAAUACAAAUCAAUUUUAAAUACCAAAGAUCAAAUUUAUGUGAAAACCAUAGAUAUAAGUAACAUUAAUUACAAAAAAAAACCGUUAAUGCCUUGUGAACCUUUGGACCUUGCUCUAUAUGUGAACACAAAAUAUAAUAAACAUAUGAGUAAACAUAAAUUAUUGAUUAUAUUAUAAAACAGGGAGUUGAUAUUUCCAAAGCUUUUAAUGAGAUACUUUAAGCCAUAUACAUCUAAUCCAUAUUAUUGUACGUCAUGACUGUGUAACUCUUUGUUAAUUAGACUAAGUACUUACGGUUUCAACACCAAGUAGAAUACUUUUCAUAAGGAAGACAAUGUAAAGAAAAAUUUGGGAAAUUUUAACUUUACUGCAAAAUUGUUCCAUUGCUGUGUUCAUUUGUAUUAAGUUUGUUUUGAUUUUAACUAAAGCAGUAAUUUCUGGAAUUUUUAUAUUCUAACAGAGAAAACUGCAUCCCAAUAUUGAAUUAAAAUGAGAAAUAUUUAUUUAUACUCUAUUUCCACGGCACUGAAAUUUCAGAUUUCGGCAAAUCCCGAGAAUUGAAACUCUCUCAUCUGGUGGCUAUCUAAUGUCUGAAUUUACCCGGACGAGAAUGAGGGUGAGAGAAAACUUAAUCUAGUUCAUAUUACCCAUUUAAACCCAAGCACAGAAGUACUUACACAUUUCGAUGUCGAGAACUCAUAUUUUAGGGCAGUGCGAAUUUAGAUAAAAUAUAUCGAGUAUAUCGCAAAUCGUCAAGUAAUUGAACAAUUCUGCUUUUGACCACAAAACUUUAAUUUUAAAUUAUGGCCAAAUUGAGUUGCGAAAUUUGUAUAUGCGCCUAUGUCCAAAGAUUGUUUAAAAAAUUGUUUGCUGUAUAGAAAUUUAUUAUAAAAUAAAAAGGUGUAGAAAUUUCAUUUAAAUUAUAUAUGUAUGAGUGUAAAUAUUUUAUAAUGUAACCGUGCUCAGAUUUUAAAACUUGCCAGUUCCAAAUAAUGCAUGUUGCAAAAAUUCUUACCAAUAUUUACUUAUUUAUAUACUUAAAUGCAUUUAACAAUCAACAAUCGUAUUUUAUUUAUUUAUUUAUUAUGUAAGGAAUGACUCCCAUGAUGUUAACAGAUAUUGCAUAAUUACUAUAUAUAUUGUAAAAAUAAACAAAUAAAAUUAUUCUACAAUAUAUUCCUGAAAAUCCUGUUAAAAAAAUAUUAUUUAUGAAAACUACUCCUACAAUAAAAUUCUUGCCUUCAUAUUCAUAGGUACAUGACGAACUUUAUGGUUAACUGGUUAGAACUUAUUGUUCUUUAUCUUUCUUUUGUUCAAAAAUAAAAUCGUUCGAACAGUUAUCCCGAUAAAGAUUUCGUAAUAUUGAUAUUAUCUAAUCUAAUCUAAUAAAACUCUCGAGUCAUAGUGUUUGUGACCAAAUUCCUCCGAAGCG
Ceratitis capitata (Mediterranean fruit fly) is the source of this 3762-nucleotide messenger RNA. RefSeq lists its product as hypothetical. The transcript has 2 exons. Gene Ontology annotation, molecular function: carbohydrate binding. NCBI's taxonomy places the organism in Eukaryota, Metazoa, Arthropoda, Insecta, Diptera, Tephritidae. Bases 1070 to 1633 code for a protein of 187 amino acids. The record is from RefSeq and is a predicted model, not a curated record.